AUGAAGAUCUGUGUAGUCCAGACCUCGUACGAGGGAUCUAACUCCCCUGUAGAAAAGCUCGAUCCGUUCUGCGAUCCAGGCCGAUAUAUCUCCACGGCAGUUCACCAGUUUGAGCAUCGCUUCAUCCGAAAGAGUUCGUUCAAAGAAGAUAUUGACCGAAUUUGCGAGGAUGAGACGUACGAAAUGUAUUUUAGCUGCUUGUGGGGAGGACCGCGAGACAACGUUGCAGGUCAAGACGCGGCGGCGUAUCUCGAGAGCAAAGGGGUAGAAGUCUUGACCAACACAGCCAGUGCUAUGCGACUAUGCAAUGACAAACUCGAAUUCUACGCUAAAGUCGAGCCCGCCGGCAUCCGAGUGCCCGGAAACGAAUCAGGCUGCUUUCCUAAAAUCGUGAAACUGAGAGACGGGGCCAACUCGGAGACAUUGGAUUUUGACUCCAUCUGCCACGAUGAACGCCAGCUGAAAAAAAGAGUAACUCUGGUGAAGACACUGAAGCCAGAUGCGGAGUGUCUCGUUCAAGACUACAUCGUUGGCAGCGAGGUCAACGUAGUUGUGGUUGAAAUGGGUCAUGCUGUGGUUGCUUUAGAGCCUGUCGAAUAUGUGUUCCCACCAGACACCCCGACGGGUCGGGCAUUUCUAACGUUCGAAAACAAGUUUGCGAAUGUUGGUAAAGGCGUUGUACGAACGAGGAUAGUCAUCGACGAGCCACGAAGGUCGCGCAUUCGCGAAACGUCACAAAACGCUUUCAAGGCGGCCGGUAUGCAAGGUGGCAGUGGUUGGUGCCGCGUCGACAUGCGAAUCGAUGCAAAAACAGGCGAGAUUUACGUCCUCGAGAUAAACGCGUUCCCGACCGUCUUUUACCCCCGCGGGGCAUUCACCAGCGACAAGGUUAUAGAACGGACAUAUCCGGGAGGGCACGCAGCCCUCUUUGACAUGCUUCUUGCCACGAAAUUGAUCCAGACCAAGGCCUACUGUCAAGCUCAUAGGACCGUCAGCACUUUCUUUGACGAUUUUUCCAAGAAAUACGAGAUUGCCUGGGAGAUGCCUAGUAUCAAGACGGUCCGCAAUGUCAUGGCUGUAGACUUUGAUUGGGCGGGCAGCGUACUGGACCUUGCUUGCGGGUCUGGAUUCCUCGGUAACGCGCUUUUUGAUGCCGGUUGGACAUCCUCAGUCGUGGUAGGCGUCGAUAUUUCCCCGGAGAUGGCUGCUUCGGAGCGCACAAGAAAGUAUUACAAACAACCCAUCCAUCUUGAGCCGAUUGAAGAGUUCAUCAUGACCGCCGACCCAUUCGACCAUAUAGCUUGUUUCAACGGCUUGCAGUACCUGUCGCCGGUAUUGUUCACCGCCGUCUUAUCCCGAAUGUUCAUGCUUGCUCGCAAGUCCGUCUCGUUUGAGGUGGAUGACAUGCCUCGGGAGCAUGUCCAGAGCACUAACGAGAGGAUUGGGUCCAGCGCUAUUUACAACAAUACGCAGACGAUGGCUCGGUUCCCGACUCCACCGGACUGGAAGAGAGUGCUGGAGAAGAAGCAGUUCUUGUUCCGUUCCCCAAACACCAGUGUCGAUGUGCAAGGCACUUUUUAUCGUUUUGAGAAGAUAGAGGAUUGCUUGUGUGUGAACAGCUAUGAUAACAAAGCUUUCAAUAGCUCUUGCAAUGGAUUUUUGUAG
Messenger RNA from Colletotrichum destructivum, 1665 nucleotides. Its product is annotated as Putative S-adenosyl-L-methionine-dependent methyltransferase superfamily. Gene Ontology annotation, biological process: peptidoglycan biosynthetic process. The transcript has 3 exons. NCBI's taxonomy places the organism in Eukaryota, Fungi, Ascomycota, Sordariomycetes, Glomerellales, Glomerellaceae. The record is from RefSeq and is a predicted model, not a curated record. Gene Ontology annotation, molecular function: metal ion binding; ATP binding; D-alanine-D-alanine ligase activity. The coding region runs from base 1 to 1665 and encodes 554 amino acids.